This is a messenger RNA of Linum trigynum, 201 nucleotides long. Lineage: Eukaryota; Viridiplantae; Streptophyta; Magnoliopsida; Malpighiales; Linaceae. The record is from the annotation of a GenBank genome assembly.
AUGGUCCAAUACAAAAUCACAAACAUCAUUGAUGUCUAUUACAAACUCAAAGUCCAAUUCAAACUUCAAAAUAAAAAUAACAUCAUUGAGUUGCUGGCUGGCUACAUCCCGUCGUGGAGCGGAUCGGAGGUGGGAACGAUGAGACAUAGUGGAGGGCGUCGGCUAGCUGGGUCUCAACGGGAUGGGACUGAGGCUGGUUAG